AAAGGUCCGUCACUAUAAGUUCCGUGCGCAGCGGCUCCAAGUCCUUUUCAGUUGCGCUUGGAAGUGAGUUCGGAUCAUGUCAGGCGGCUCUGCGGACUAUACCAGAGACCAUGGUGGCCCAGAAGGAAUGGACCCCGAUGGUGUCAUUGAGAGCAACUGGAAUGAAAUUGUUGACAAUUUUGAUGACAUGAAUCUUAAAGAAUCUCUUCUGAGGGGAAUCUAUGCAUAUGGCUUUGAGAAACCUUCAGCUAUUCAACAAAGAGCAAUAAUACCUUGUAUUAAAGGGUAUGAUGUGAUUGCUCAAGCUCAGUCAGGUACUGGCAAGACUGCCACAUUUGCAAUUUCCAUCCUGCAGCAGCUGGAGAUAGAUCUCAAGGAGACCCAAGCUCUAGUAUUGGCUCCCACAAGAGAACUGGCUCAACAGAUUCAGAAGGUGAUUUUGGCCUUGGGUGACUAUAUGGGUGCAACUUGCCAUGCAUGUAUUGGUGGCACCAAUGUUCGCAAUGAGAUGCAGAAGCUUCAAGCAGAGGCACCUCACAUUGUUGUUGGAACUCCUGGGCGAGUGUUUGACAUGUUGAAUCGACGAUACCUUUCACCCAAAUGGAUAAAGAUGUUUGUCUUGGAUGAGGCAGAUGAAAUGUUAAGCCGUGGGUUUAAGGAUCAGAUAUAUGAAAUUUUUCAAAAACUGAGCACAAAUAUUCAGGUUGUUCUCCUGUCUGCGACAAUGCCAACAGAUGUGUUAGAAGUGACCAAAAAAUUCAUGAGGGAUCCAAUUCGUAUUCUUGUGAAAAAAGAAGAGUUGACUCUGGAGGGUAUCAAACAAUUCUACAUCAAUGUUGAGAGAGAGGAAUGGAAGCUGGAUACUCUCUGCGAUCUCUAUGAAACAUUGACCAUUACACAGGCUGUUAUUUUCCUCAAUACAAGAAGAAAAGUUGACUGGCUGACUGAAAAAAUGCAUGCAAGAGAUUUUACAGUCUCUGCUCUACAUGGUGAUAUGGACCAGAAGGAAAGAGAUGUUAUAAUGAGAGAAUUUAGAUCGGGGUCUAGUCGUGUGUUAAUAACUACAGACUUGCUGGCCCGGGGUAUUGAUGUACAGCAAGUUUCCUUGGUUAUAAACUAUGAUCUGCCAACCAAUCGUGAAAACUACAUUCACAGGAUUGGACGUGGUGGUCGCUUUGGUAGGAAAGGCGUAGCAAUUAACUUUGUUACAGAAGAGGACAAAAGGAUUCUUCGAGAUAUUGAGACUUUCUACAAUACUACAGUGGAAGAGAUGCCAAUGAAUGUGGCUGAUCUUAUUUGAUCCUUUGGAUGAGUUUGCCAUACUCGCUGUUGCUGACUUGGCGAUUCACAACGCGCAUUGUGCUUUCAUUGGAAAUAUAUUUGAAUCUUGUCUCGAUGCUCAUAACGGAUCAGAAAUCCAGAUUUUUGAUACGCAAAGUGACUGUAGUCACCUGCUCUGGAAGGAAAGCUGUGGUCUUUAUCCUCCAUCCAGAGUUUAGACUGUUGGGGUGGGUUGUAAAGCGAUGGGGUCUUUACAUUUUCUUUAUAUUAGAAAUUUAUUUCCUAGUUCUAGAGAAGCGGUUGUGUUAGAUGUUCUUUAUCACUUAAUUAUUUACUUAUGGACUAAAAGGUAUAAGUGCUGUAUAAAAUCAGCAAAUUAUGUUAAAUUAGCAUAUACACAUUUAUUGUACAUUUCAGAUGUAGACUUUACUAAAUUGAAAGGCAUAUACGUUUUUGUAUAUUUAUUAAAGUAAUAGUUUGCGCUAGACCCUAAAACCCCAACAAUCUGUCUUGGCUUAAUUGUUAAAUUGCUGCAUUGCACAUGUCUUAAAAUGAAGUUUAACUGUUUAAUAAAUUGUGUCUAUAAUUUU
This is a messenger RNA of Pelobates fuscus (common spadefoot toad), 1871 nucleotides long. It is a transcript of the gene EIF4A2, whose product is annotated as eukaryotic translation initiation factor 4A2. Gene Ontology annotation, molecular function: ATP binding; RNA binding; RNA helicase activity. NCBI's taxonomy places the organism in Eukaryota, Metazoa, Chordata, Amphibia, Anura, Pelobatidae. The coding region runs from base 77 to 1300 and encodes 407 amino acids. The record is from RefSeq and is a predicted model, not a curated record. The transcript is spliced from 11 exons.